Molecule: messenger RNA, 3801 nt
Organism: Protobothrops mucrosquamatus (brown spotted pit viper)
Lineage: Eukaryota; Metazoa; Chordata; Lepidosauria; Squamata; Viperidae
Gene: TONSL
Product: tonsoku like, DNA repair protein
Exons: 26
Coding region: 1-3801 (1266 amino acids)
Molecular function (GO): protein binding
Source: RefSeq, a predicted model, not a curated record
AUGGGCGAUCGGGAGCUGCGUCAGAUCCGGAAGAGCAAGGAGAGAGCGCAGCGGAAGGGGGACCACAAGGAGGAAGCCGCUCUCUGCAACCGGCUGGGAGAGUUUUUGGCCCGUCACGGACGCUUUCGGGAGGCUCUGGACGAGCACAGGCUGGAACUGCAGCUCCUGGAGAGCGGCGAGGACCUCAUCGGCUGCGCGGUCGCCCACCGGAAAAUCGGGGAGUGCUUGGCUGAGCUGGAGAGCUAUGAAGCUGCCCUCAAGCACCAGCGUCGCCACCUGGAACUGGCCAGCUCCGUCUCCAACGGGGUGGAGGAGCAGAGGGCGUGGGCCACCAUUGGCCGCACCUACAUGUUCAUGGCCGAGAGUGACCCGCUGGGGGAGGCCCUGCAGGAGGCUGAGAAAGCCUUCAUGAAGAGCCUGACUGUUCUGGAGGAGAAGCUGGAAGGUCAGGUACCGCAGAGGGAGGUGAGCGAGAUGAGGGCACGGCUCUACCUGAACCUUGGCUUGAUCUAUGACAGCCUGAGAAACCCCGCCCUGCGCAUCUCCUACAUCAAGAAGAGCAUCUACAUUUCUGAGCAGGCUCACCUGUCGGAAGACCUCUUCCGAGCCUACUUCAACCUGGGCAACAUCCACCUGCGGGAGAAGGAGCACUCAAAAGCCAUGCGCUGCCUGGAGCGCGCCCGGGAAUGUGCCUGCAAGAUGAAGGAGAAAUGCAUGGAGAGCGAAUGCUAUGCCAGCAUCGCCCAGGUCCUUCUGGGCCUGGGGGAUUUCGUGGCCGCCAGACGGUCCCUGAAGAAGGCCUACCGCCUGGGCUCCUGGCAGCCCCAGCAACAGGACAGCGUUGGCCGCAACCUGCGUUACGCCACGAAGGUGAGUCGCUUGCAAGGAGCCCUGGAGGAGGCCGAGGCUGCGGGCGACCUGGAGGCAGCGCUGGGACUCUACGAGCAACUGGGUGACCUUUUCUGCAAGAUGGGCGAGUAUCGGAGGGCUGUGGAGGCCUAUGAGAAGCAGCUCGGCCAUGCCCAGGCCUUGGGGCGUCCGGAGCAGGAGUUGGCUGUGAUUCACGUCUCUUUGGCGGCCACCUUUGGGGACCUCAAGGACCAUGCCCAGGCGGUGGAGCAUUACCAGGCAGAACUGGCCCUGCGGCGUGGGAACCCCAUGGAGGAGGGCAAAACGUGGCUGAACAUCACCCUGGCCAAGGAUGAGGCUGGCGAGACCUACCAAGAAUUGGAGACCUGUUUCCAAGCCGCUCUGCAAUGUGCCCAAAAGGCCGGUGACCCCAAACUGGAGCUUCAGAUCCUGCAGCACCUCCAAGCUUCUCAGCAGAGAUGGGGCUGCCCGCCGGCGGCCACGGCAGAGACGUCAGCCCGGCUGCAGGCCCUCCGCGCCUCCCAGGGCUGCCCCUCAGACGGGGAGAGCAGCGAGGAAGAGGAGAUGCAGAACAGCCAGGCCUUGGAGGCCAGCGACGUGGAGCUCUCCGACAGCGAUGAAGAAGAGGACAUGGAAGGCUACAGCAAAACAGUCCCUGGACGGCGGAGGGUCAGCAAGUGGAACCAGCGGAACGACAAGGGCGAGACUCUUUUGCACCGCGCCUGCAUCGAAGGGAAUCUGCGCCAAGUCCAGUUUUUUCUGGAGAAGGAGCACCCUGUAAACCCCCGGGACUAUUGCGGAUGGACCCCCCUUCACGAGGCCUGCAAUCACGGGCAUCUGGAGAUCGUCCGCUUGCUCUUGGACCACGGCGCCACCACUGAUGACCCAGGGGGGCCGGGCUGUGACGGCAUCACCCCGCUGCACGAUGCCCUCAAUUGCGGCCACUUCGAUGUGGCCGAGCUCCUCAUCCGUAGAGGCGCGUCAGUGUUGCUGCGCAACGCCACGGGUCUGACCCCUUUGGGCACCCUCCAAGCUUGGGGGCAACUCUACGGGAAGGAUCUGGACCAGGAAACCCGCAACCGCUGCAAAGACAUGGAGAGCUUGCUUCGGAAAACCAUGGCAGGGCAAGGUUCCCGGCCCCCACCUCCCCGCGGAGACCCUGCCAGCCAGCUCUUUGAUGCAGAGCUCUCCGAGUGCCAAGGCCCCCCUACGAAGCCCCCCGGUGCCCGGCAGCGCCAUCAAGAGCCGGAAGAGGAGGACUGCAUGGGCCCCUUGCGGCCGGUCAAGAAGAGGCAGCGUCUGCUUGACCCGGCCCUGGCGGGGGAGGCCGGGAGGGCGCCCCCUGCAGACUAUCAAGCCGCCAUGCUUGGGCUGGGCAGCGCCCCCCUCCGCCCCCCUCCGAGCCCGGAGCGCCACAAGGGACCCCCCCGGGCAGCCCUGAUCCCAGCCGACGAGUACGUGGGGGACGACUGGCUGGAGGACGACCUGGGGGCCAGCGGGGGCUCUCGGAAAAGGAGCCGUGGGACCCCGAGCGGCUUCCUUAGCCUCUGCUCUCCUCUCCUUCUGCAGCUGCCGUCGCCUCCUGUCCGGGUGCGAGUUCAGGUCCAGGACAGCGUCUUCCUGAUUCCGGUGCCACAAAGUGAGGGCGAGAGCCGGCCAGUCUCGUGGCUGGCCGAGCAGGCCUCCCAGCGCUACUACCAGACCUGCGGCCUCUUGCCCCGGCUGACCCUCAAGAAGGAGGGGGCUCUGCUGGCCCCUCAGGACAACAUCCUGGACGUCCUGCAAAGCAACGAGGAGGUCUUGGCGGAAGUGCAGUCCUGGGACCUGCCCCCCCUGGUGGAGAGAUACCGCAAGGCCUGCCAGACCCUGGCGGUGGGAGAACAGCCGCUGCUGGUGAAGCUGCUGGAGCGCCAGGAGUCGGGUUCGUCCUUCAGCGUCUCCGGCACGGCCCUGCGCCAGCGGCAUCUGCGCCCUCUCCUGCGGGCGCUCAAGCUGCAGGCUUCCAUCCGCCAGCUGUGCCUCUCUGGGACCGGCCUGGGGGACGAUUCGGCUGAGGAGCUCCAGGCCACCCUGAGGACCAUCCCCGGGCUGAAGCGACUGGAUCUCUCGGCCAACCGGCUGGGCCCCGACGGGCUGCACAAGUUGGCUGCAGGCCUUCCUGGGUCAUUGACCUUCCAGAACUUAGAAGAGCUGGACCUCAGCUUGAACCCCUUGGGUGACCGCUGCUCCCAGUCCCUGGCCUCGCUGGUUCAGGCCUGCCCUGUGUUGGGCACCCUUCAAUUGCAAGCCUGCGGCCUUGGCCCCACCUUCCCGGAGCCUCACUCUCUCCUGCUGGCCGGCGCCUUGAAAGGAGCUGUGAACCUCAGGAGGCUCUCUCUGUCCCACAAUGCCCUGGGCUCCCGCGGCCUUGGGGUGCUGCUUAAAAGCCUGCCCUGCCACUCGCUCACCCAUCUGGAGAUGGGCUCCCUGGACCUCCGGGCGGGCGACCGGCCGCAGCUGAGGGACACCGUGGUUAGGUAUCUGAUGCAGGAAGGCUGCGUUCUGACCCACCUGGGAUUCUCUGGGAAUCACCUGGAUGAUGAGGAUGUGUCAGAGCUAGCUAGGAGCCUCCCUGCUUGCCUGUCCUUAGUCUCGCUGGACCUGUCGGCAAACCCCGCCAUCGGCCUGGUUGGCCUCCGGACGCUGCUGGUCACCCUGGAGGAGCGGAAGCGAGGACUCCGGUUCCUUAGCCUGGCCGGCUGUUCUGUCCGUGGACCCCUGGAGACCGUCACGUGGACGAAGCUCAGCUCCCUGGUGGGUCAGCUGCAACUCUGCGGCCGGCAGCUAAGCAGGAGCGAUCAGCGGGACGUGGCUGAGCACUGGCGUGGCCCGGCCAACACUUCCCUCCACUCCGUCACCCGCCACCACAAACUCUUCUGCCAGAGUGUGUAG